This is a messenger RNA of Anthostomella pinea, 717 nucleotides long. The record is from the annotation of a GenBank genome assembly. NCBI's taxonomy places the organism in Eukaryota, Fungi, Ascomycota, Sordariomycetes, Xylariales, Xylariaceae.
AUGGAGUACAGAUGGAUAUACUUCGCAAGAUGCUACCAAAAGCCACAAGUCGUUCCAGACGAAGAGCUUCUAGAACGACAGCAGUCUAUGCUGCACAAGCUUUCUCUUCUCCAGGAAGCACCUCAGCACGCCUAUCUUCAAGAGACCGUCACACAGCUCCAAAGUGAUGCCGGUGUUGUCCAUCUCUUCAGCAAAGACUAUCCGCAGGUCCUCAAUCAUGGCGAUCUUUCCGAGACCAACAUUCUGGUCAAUGGCGAAACAGCAGCUGUUACCGGAUUCAUCGACUGGUCACUCGGAUCUGUGCGACCCUUUGGGUACGAGCGUUAUGCGCUGCGCCAGCUGUCUGGCAAGAUGACCAGCGAGGGGUGGUCUGAUAUGAUCUGUCGUGCACGCACCGAUGAGGCUUUCUGGACCGAGUUCUGGUCCAUCACCAGCAUCGAAGAUCCAGCUCAACGAAUCAAGAUCAAGGAGCAGGCAGAGUUGGUUGCGAAGCUUGGACUCAUCAUUCGCUAUGCAAUCCAGAAGACAUUGGACGGCAUUCCGCUCGACAAACUUGCGACCAGACCGGCUCGGUAUCUAGCAUCGUGGCUCACGACUCCAAACUGGUCUUCCAUGUUGCUGAAUGGAAGGUUGUUGAGGAAGCAGACACCGUCGGUUCCAACAUUCAUCAUGUUGAAGUUCCCGAGCGGCCGUCAACGCUCAAGUGAAGGAAGAUAG